Molecule: messenger RNA, 1613 nt
Organism: Cucumis sativus (cucumber)
Lineage: Eukaryota; Viridiplantae; Streptophyta; Magnoliopsida; Cucurbitales; Cucurbitaceae
Exons: 5
Coding region: 238-1332 (364 amino acids)
Biological process (GO): post-translational protein targeting to membrane, translocation
Cellular component (GO): endoplasmic reticulum membrane; endoplasmic reticulum
Source: RefSeq, a predicted model, not a curated record
AUGAAGAGAAGGGGGCGAUGCUUGUUGGUGUUUGUUGGUGGUGAGAAAAGAGGGUUGAAAGUGAAGAAAUUCAAUUCAUUAACUUUAUUUUUUCUAUCAUUUCCUCAUUAAGCUUUCACGAGCGUUCCCCAAUUUUUCUUCUUCGCAAACAAAACGCACCCACGGGGGCGAAGUAGCAACGGGAACAAAUCAAAAUUUCCCCUUUUUUCUUCAUUUUUAAUCAAAUCGGUUUGUGAGAUGAGGAAAACAGGAGGAACCGAGAAGAAGAGGGUCAGAAGGCAAUCAACUGCUGUUCAAAAUGCUGCCAAAGAUCCCAAUUCCGAUACUCCUCCUAGGAAACAAGCUGCAAAGAAGGAUGUGUUUCAGUUGUUUUCUGAGAAAGUGAGAGACCACAAGGAUUUAGAAUCAAGAUGGGCUGUUUUACAAGAGACACGUGUUGAGUAUUUUAGAGGCAAGGAUUUUGUUAGUUUUUUGAGAAAUCAUCCAGAGCUCAAGGAUAUUCUCGAUUCAGAUAAAAAUUUGGAAACUGAAGAUAUUGGCAAUGCAUUGCUAAGUAAGAAUCUCUUGGUUAGGUGUGAUCGUGUGGUGAAAACUGUUCGUCCUGGAAAGAGAAAAUUGUCUACAUGGCCAGCACAUCUGGAGAUAUUCCCGGAUCAGGUGUUCUCUGAACAGGAUGCCUUUUUUGCUUGGACAUUUGUUAAGCGGAGGCCAUUUUGGCAGACACUUCUUUCAUUUUGUUGGCCUGUGUUGACCCUUGCAAUUUGCUUGUUUCCUGUAUAUCCUCAUCAGUGCAAGCUUUUGAUACUUUACUCAUGUGCUGGGGUUCUGCUUCUUAUACUCUCGCUUCUUUUAUUGAGGGGAGCAGUUUUUGGUUUAUCGUAUAUUCUUCUGGGCAAACGUAUGUGGUUUUUCCCCAAUAUUCUCGCGGAGGAAGCGACGUUGCGAGAGCUAUUCCGGUUUUGGCCAAGUAAAGAUGAAGAAGAGAAACCGAAAUGGACAACUAGACUUUUUUAUGCAGUGGUGGCUGUACUCAUCAUAUUGCUGCUGAGGCACCAUGCUCCCGAUGAGGCUGCUAGAGCAAGAUACCAAAAGCGUGUAUCGAAUAUCAUCGAUGAUGUUCUCGAAUGGUCUCCAAGACUUGCCCUUUCAGGGAUGAUGGAGAAGCAGCAAACAGUGGUCAAUGCCACAAAUCCGGACCCCAACACGGCUGAGAACCCAACAAGUGACAGUACAGGUCCAGAUUCUAUCCCCGACCAACCUGAGCCUGAAACUAUUGACUAUGUAGAGCAUUCUGAUCAAUAUAAUCACGACGGUGAUCAUACACAUCAGUAGGCCUGUGAAUCUUUUGAGGAAGAGAAGAACCAUGAUAAACGUGUUCCUAUAUGAGCUUUGUUUAAUUAUUAUUUUUUGUUUUAAAAAACAGUUGGUUUUUGUUACUUAUAACCUUUUUUAGGAGUCACAGAAGUUGGUUUAUAUCUAAACUAAAGUGAGCUUUUCUUACUAAAUUCCUUCUUGAUUUACACCAAAAAUCAUCUGUGAGUUGUGUCAUGUACAUGUAAAACUUUUCUUUGAAAUGCUUCCUUCCAAUCAAGUCACCUCUUUUUUUUGUGGCA